UGAAAAAAGCGACAGCCCAAAUCAUAUAUACACACCGCUCCCUUCUUCUCUGGCACGCUCCUCCCACUUUCUUUCUUUCUUUCUUUCUUUAUCUCUGUAGCUCGAUUUUGAUCUUCGCACAACUCUAAGAAAUCAUCAAUCGUCUCCUACCCGAGUCUCUUGAGAGAGGUAACCAAAAAUAAAAAAUGGACGGUAGUAGAGGUUGGCCAUGGAAGAGAAAGUCUUCGGACAAAGCUACGACAGAUAAACUAGUUGUUGCAAACGAGUCAACUCCUGUUUGUUCUUUGUCCUACUUGGCUUCUCUCGAGAAUCAGGAGAAGUGUAAAAACACAAACUAUGUUCAGAUUACUAUGGAUUCUUACACGCAUAUGAGUAGAAUGGAGGAUCAGGUCAAGUUGUUUGAAGUUGAAGUUAAGGAUCUUAGAGAUAAACUCACUCUUGCUCACUCUGAGAUCAAUACUAAAGAAUCUUUGAUUCUUCAACAUGCCAAAGUCGCUGAAGAAGCUGUUUCUGGAUGGGAGAAGGCUGAUGCAGAAACUUUGACACUCAAACGUAAACUCGAAUCUGUUACACUCUUGAAGCUCACUGCUGAGGAUCGAGCUUCGCAUUUGGAUGAUGCGCUGAGAGAGUGCACGAGGCAGAUAAGGAUUGUGAAAGAUGAGAGUGACCAGAAGCUCAAAGAUGUGAUUCUUGCCAAGACCAUUCACUGGGACAAGAUCAAAUCCGAGCUUGAAGGUAAGAUUGAUGAAUUGAGCCAGGGACUUCACCGAGCAGCUUCUGACAAUGGGGCGCUCACUAGAUCUUUGCAAGAGCGAUCAGAGAUGAUAGUAAGGAUCAGUGAGGAAAAGUCUAAAUCUGAAGUUGAUGUGGAGAAGCUGAAGACUAAUCUUCAGUUGGCUGAGAAGGAGAUUAGUUCGCUGAAGUACGAUGUUCACGUUGCUUCAAAAGAAGUGGAGAUCCGCAACGAAGAGAAGAACAUGAGUUUGAGGUCAGCGGAAAUCGCAAACAAACAGCAUCUGGAAGGAGUGAAAAAGAUUACAAAACUUGAAGCAGAGUGCCAAAGGCUAAGAGGGCUUCUUCGGAAGAAGCUUCCUGGUCCUGCUGCUAUGGCUCAAAUGAAGAUAGAAGUUGAAAGCUUAGGGCAUGAAUUCACAGACCCUCGAGCACAGAGAGGCAUAGCUCAAAAUCCUAGUCACAAUGCACACAUCGCAAAGGCAGAGACUGCUAAUGAUCUUAAGUUGGAAGAGUGCAAAAGAGAGAAUGUAUAUCUCACGAGACGUACAUUGGAGAUGGAGGAUGAGAUUCAGACGCUUAAAGAACAUCUCGCUGCACGUAACAAUGAACUGCAGGUUUCGAGAAAUGUAUGUGCUAAGACUCUUGGAAAGCUUAAGAUUCUUGAAGGGCAGGUGCAUAUGUUUCACAAUGACAAGAAUGCUCUGAAAUCAAAUAGCAGAUGUCUUUCUGAAAGUCCAUCCAGUGUCACCUCAGUAUCCGAAGAUGGGUUUGAUGAAGAAGGAAGUUCAUCUGAGUGUGGUCCAGCAACCUCAACAGAUUCUCAUAAAGUGAGAAAAGUAUGUGCUAAUGGUUCCUCAAAGGCUAGGAGUUCUAAUAGACUGGAGUUAAUGGAUGACUUCUUGGAGAUUGAAAAGUUGGCAGCUAAUGAUCCAGAUGGAGCUAACUCAGUUUCAAAAUCUUCCAACAGUGCCUGCAGUAGUAUAUCUGUUUACAAACAGUCCGCUAGUAAGUCCAGUGAUCAAGAUGAGGAUACAACAACACUUGAUCAGCUGUUAACGGUUCUCCGUUCAAGAAUCAACAGGAUAUGUGAAUCUCAAGAGGGCAUUAGUAUUGAGAAAAUCGUUGAAGCCGCAAGACUUUCGAUCCAAGAGAUGCAAGGAUCAUCACCCAAAAAACUCUCAAAUCCUCUGUUUGAAGUUGCUGAUGAAACUCUAGAGAAACAUGUUCUGUCAUCUCAGGAUACCAAAAGCAACGGAAAUGUGGAGAAGAACUCAAAGAAACAAGAUUUGGAAAGCAACAUGCUAGUUAAAGAGGUUGACGAGUCAGAUUCUGAUCCACUGGGAGAGACAUUACCUAAGACAAAGGAUCACCGUGUAGAUAAAUUUUUCAAUGGUCAUGAGCUGGAUGAUUCAUCAUGCAAGAGCUUGUUGAAAGAGGUGGAACAGCUGAAGUUGGAGAAAGAGAACAUUGCAUUAGAAUUAUCAAGAUGCUUGCAGAAUCUUGAAAGUACAAAGGCAGGGCUAGAAGAAAAAGAGCAGCUCAUAUCGAAGCUGAAAUCACAGCUCACUUCUUCAGAAGAUCUCCAAAGCUUGGCAGAAACACAGCUUAAAUGCGUGACUGAGUCAUACAAAUCACUUGAACUCCAUGCCAAAGAUCUAGAAGCUAAAGUGAAAAGCUUGGAAGAAGAGACAGAAAGACUUGAAUUGGCUUUCUCCACAGAAAAGCGUGGCCAUGAAGAGACUCUAGCUAAAUGCACAGACCUUCAAGAACAAUUGCAAAGGAAUGAGACUUGCGAAAAGUGUUCAUCAUCCAAACUCCAACCUAAUCAGGAAAAAGACAUAGCAUCUGCAACAGAGAAGCUUGCAGCUUGCCAAGAAACAAUUCACUUACUCAGCCAACAGUUACAAUCAUUACAACCUCAGAGCAACCACAAUAUCCCCAAAUCUAAAUCCCCUGAGAAGAAGCUUCAACAGCACAAAACCUCAGAACCAACACUGAACUCUUCACUAGAUGAUUUACUCCAUGAUCAUAUCAUCCAACCAUCUCGUUCUGUUAGACACUCGGUGAAUCCCACGGUCCAUGCGAUCAUCAAGUCUAGCUCUGUUUCUUCAUCAUCCAAAGACGAUAAUGAGAAGCAUACGCGCGGCCUAGGCAGAUUUUUCUCCUCUAAACAGAAGAACAACGGACGUUAAAACGCUAAAAGAUAUCACACUCACUAUCUUUUGGAUCGUUUGAUUUUUCAUUAUCCUUCUUGAUAUGUGUAUAUGUUUAUAUGCGUUUUGAGUAUUUGAGAAGAGAACAGUACUAGUCAAGAUCAAUCUUCCCCUCUUGUGUACUCUACACACUUAGGGCAUACGUCUCUGAAUUGACUAAACCGGACUAUAACCAAGACCGAAUUAAAGUUUUG
Camelina sativa (false flax) is the source of this 3142-nucleotide messenger RNA. RefSeq names its product filament-like plant protein 5. The record is from RefSeq and is a predicted model, not a curated record. Lineage: Eukaryota; Viridiplantae; Streptophyta; Magnoliopsida; Brassicales; Brassicaceae.